GCCGUUCUCCUCUGAAGUGCUGUACAGGAAGUGGUGUGGUCUAAAUGCGGGGUGAAAAUCAAGGCUCAUAACUCACGGCCGUGCUUUGCUCUGUGGUUGUCAAUUUGCUUUCAAACUGAUACGGUUUGUGUAGUUUUGGCCGCACAGCACUGGAGCAUACACACGGUGUGGAUUUCUUAUUUGCCUUCUGAAACGGCAGAUCAUACCUUCUGCUAAGGAAGACACCCUCCUUCCUAAGGUUGAUACCAUGCCACUGUUUUCAGUCCUUUUUCGGGUCAGGUUAAUACCACCUUGCUAUGAAAACAAAGCACUUUAGAGCCAUUGCUGCAACAUACCUGUAUUGUGCGUUACUAAACCCUAAAAGCAGAGAUAGAAGCUGAGUGCUCUGGGACAAAGCAGCAGGUGUGUAGGGUCUAACAGGAGGUAUUUGCUUUAAUCCUACUUAGUAAGUAAGAGCUGGCAGCUUUCACAGAACCGGUCUUUAGUAAUGUAUUUUGUACUCGCACAAAAGAACAGAGUGAAAGAAGUUGCUGAUCCAAAGUCAGUCUUCCUUUAGUCAGUGUGUCAGUGUUUUGGAGGGCCAGUAACAUACUGUAUUUCUGGAUUUCUAUGACAGAAGAGCGGUGUUUGUGCCUGAGAAAUCAUGUUCAACUUCAGAAGCAUCCUGAAGAUACUGCAGUUCCUGACAUUACUGAUUUUUUCCUCUCUUGAGAACUUAAUCUUCCUCAUCUUUCCUCCACGCCAAAAAAGUUUUGCUGGGGAAAUAGUGCUCAUUACGGGCUCCGCAAACGGGGUUGGAAGACAGAUUGCCUUAAAUUUUGCUCCUUUAGGAGCAACCUUGGUCCUUUGGGACAUUGAUGAUGAAGGUAACAAAGAAACAUGCAGAUUAGCUCAGAAAAAUGGAGCUAAACGAGUGUUUGCCUACCACUGUGACUGCAGCAACAGGGAGGAGGUCUAUGAACAGGCAGACAAGGUUAGAAGAGAAGUUGGGGAUGUUACUGUUCUAAUCAAUAAUGGUGGUGUACUGCUUGGGAAAAAGUUCUGUGACAUUCCAGAUGCAGAUUUUGAAAAGACCUUAAGAGUCAACUUCCUCUCUCAAGUCUGGACUUGCAAGGCCUUUCUUCCAGCCAUGAUGACUUGUAACCGUGGACACCUGGUUAGCACAGCCAGUGCAGCAGGACUGUUGGGAGUCUAUAGAAUGUCAGAUUACGCUGGAAGUAAGCAUGCAGUCAUUGGAAUGAUGGAAGCCUUAGCUUCAGAACUGUAUCAUGCAGGAAAACAAGGCAUUAAAAUCACAAUCAUUUGCGCUUCUUUUAUCAAUACUGAAUUAGCUGAAGAUUUUCAAAGCCAAAACCACCCUUUUCUUCCUAUUUAUGAUGCAGAGUAUGUAGCCAGCAAGAUCAUAGAUGCAAUUCAAAAGGAGAAGUUUUAUCUAAUCAUGCCUCUGAGUUUACGCUUUCUUGCUUUUAAAAUUCUCAUUCCUAGAAAAAUGGUACUACUCAUUCAGUCUUUCCUUAAGAUUGCCAACAGCUUGGAUAAAGCCUUCAGUUGGAAGAAAAAGGAUUGAAACUAAAACACUCUGAAGACCUCAAGUGCCAUCUAAUUGAAAAAAAAAAA
Molecule: messenger RNA, 1617 nt
Organism: Neopsephotus bourkii (Bourke's parrot)
Lineage: Eukaryota; Metazoa; Chordata; Aves; Psittaciformes; Psittacidae
Product: epidermal retinol dehydrogenase 2-like
Exons: 6
Coding region: 644-1567 (307 amino acids)
Cellular component (GO): lipid droplet
Molecular function (GO): oxidoreductase activity, acting on the CH-OH group of donors, NAD or NADP as acceptor
Source: RefSeq, a predicted model, not a curated record